CGUUCCUCCUGCCGCGGUAGAUGUCCCUGAACCCGCGCCUCAGCCGCAGCCUGCAUGCCCGCCCUGGGUGGAGCGUUCUCCUUUGUCGAGCCGGGACCCGCUCUCCUUUCUCGUUCAAGCAGAAGAGGAGCUAGCGAGGAAACCGAAAACACGCUCGAGUUGAUGUUUGAGAAGUUCGGGUGCAGGAGAGUCUGGAUUUUUGGCUUCUUGAAGAAACAGUAGAAAAUGCAAAACGAAAUAAUAAAACCUGCUAAAUACUUCUCGGAAGUGGAGAAGAGUGUGCUGCUUGCGUUAGUUGAAAAAUACAAAUACGUGCUUGAAUGUAAAAAAAGUGAUGCAAGAACUAUUGCUCUGAAACAACGGACCUGGCAAGCACUAGCUCAUGAAUAUAAUUCACAGCCCAGUGUAUCCCUGCGAGACUUCAAACAGUUAAAGAAAUGCUGGGAAAAUAUCAAGGCACGGACAAAAAAGAUAAUGGCACAUGAAAGGCGGGAGAAGGUAAAAAGAAGUAUUAGUCCACUUAUAAAUACUCACCUCAUAGGUAAAGAGAAGAUUGCCAGCAUAAUGCCUGAGCAAAUGUACUUUUUGCAGAGCCCACCAGAAGAAGAUUCUGAAUAUCAGCCUGAUGCUUCUAGUCAAGGUAUAAAUGUUACUGUAAUGAUGCAA
This is a messenger RNA of Leptosomus discolor (cuckoo roller), 666 nucleotides long. Lineage: Eukaryota; Metazoa; Chordata; Aves; Leptosomiformes; Leptosomidae. The record is from RefSeq and is a predicted model, not a curated record.